Messenger RNA from Cloeon dipterum, 1230 nucleotides. RefSeq lists its product as uncharacterized. The transcript is spliced from 8 exons. NCBI's taxonomy places the organism in Eukaryota, Metazoa, Arthropoda, Insecta, Ephemeroptera, Baetidae. Bases 1 to 1230 code for a protein of 409 amino acids. The record is from RefSeq and is a predicted model, not a curated record.
AUGACCCUUUUGACCGUGACCUCUCUCGAAGGAUUGGAAUGCAUGAACAAUUUUGAAGCCAAAACUUUCUGGACGAGCGGCUCAAACGAAGAUGAUAAUUGCAAUUUGGAAAAUAAGUACGCUUGGUGCUCGACGGGCUUCAAUAUUUCGGAAAAACUGAUCGAAUCGGAAAAAAUCUGGUUGCCAACCAACAACACCAGCCCUUCUGCCACGGACCGUUGUUUGGCCGUUUCUCUAUCCACGGUAUCCACGAAACAGGGUCUGGUGCACAGAAAGUGCGACGACGCCCUGCCCUUCAUCUGCCAGUAUUCCGUCGACUGCCCGAAGAUCUGCAUCCGAGACAUGACGUGGUUAAACAGUUACUACCAAUGUUGCGCUUUGGGAAUGGAGACGCUCAACAUCGACAACGUAGCUGAGCAAUUGGGCCUUACUGCCCUGGCCGGUUCAAAUAAAGCAAACUGGACUGCGAAUUUCAAUUACUGGACCAGUGGCACGUGGAAGGGUGCGCCUGAGAAGCAGUGGUCGUGGUGCGAGCCAAAUGGACCAACUGUUUUCGCAAAGGGUCUAGUUUGGGAAUCCCCUCAGCCUGACAAUAUUGGAGGCAACGAGAGCUGCGUGCAUUUCCGCUUUACUUUGAAUUCCACGGGAACCAUCAUGACGGACCGCAACUGCGCAAAUAAAUAUAUAUUCGCGUGCAAGAGUGCAUUGAAGACCACCCAAAAACCUUGCGUUGCUUUCUGCCCAAUGAAAAGCUGCGAAAAAAAUUCAGACUGGGCAGCCGCCCGUGACCGUUGCUGUGAUAUUGGCUUGACCUUGGCCUCCAUGGAAUCAGCGGGGAAGUCGAGUUGCUUUUCCAGAAUAGUCUCAAGGUGUGAUUCAAACUUCCGCUGGUGCACCCUGAGCCGGGACUUCGUCCACCCUGAGCUUACUUGGAAGGAGGGACACCCUAAACCCGGUCUGGACUGCGUUUAUCUCGAAGUGAGGAAUGAAUCCUUGUUGCUGGCCACCGAUGACUGCGCCCAAAACAAGAGUUUUCUCUGCGAAGUGAGAAAGAAGGGCACCUUCGGAAGAGCAAUGCAGACCGAAUGUGCGGAAAUAUGGGACAUCACCGUUGAAUCCGACGACGAGUGUGCGAUUGCCCACGAAACUUACAAGUGCGGCCAGCAAAAAGCGCCUGCUUUGGUCUCAAAAAUCAUCACCAACAACUUCGAUAACGGCACAAUGGUCUGA